AUGGGUAUUCGGUUGCUGGAACUACCAGUCGAAGUCCAGAGUAAAAUCCUCCUUAAACUGCCCAUCGAAACCUUGCGCCCUUUGCGAGUCGUAUCUCGACAUUUCGAAGAGCUGAUCUCACUACACCCCGACUACAAGCUGAUCCGCUUUGGCAUUUUGUACGUUGCGAAAACGAUACGCAAGACCGGCAACUCGUUCCGGAGUAAAGGAAUCAGUUCGACCGAGCUGGGAAGCAUUUUUGCUGCCGGCUAUAAGGUUCACGCGGAUUCGCUUGUCGUUGACUACCCAGCCCCCGAGGCAAGACUAAACGAGUUGAUCAACCUCGGCGAUCAGGGUCUGAUCACGACCAACAAGUUGACGGUCUACAAGACAAGAAACGCGAUCGGCACGUUCGAGUACGAGUUGCCGAGGGCUCUAAAAGCUAAAUUCUUUAUGCUUCGGCUGCCCGGUGGUCCCACGCCUGGAAUACGGUAUCUCAAAGCGGCGCCGGAUUGUGAGAUGAUGCAAAUCUGGUCGGGAGCCCCGUUGGAAGUCGAUAUAUCCGAGGCUCAGGGAUUGCGAGAGUUCACGCAUACAGGCGUCUGUGAUGGUCGUGUCUACGCAAACUUUGACGACCCGGAGAUGACCACCCUGGUGAAGCACGGGCCGAUCUACCCUGAAAGUCGUUGGAAACGGCUGCAGAAGGCUUCAAGUCGACAUCAAAUCCGCGGCUACGAAAUUGAUGGGGCGAAGUGGGGCAGAAAAUGCGAGCUGCAGUUUGUGGACAGCACCGAGCGUAUUAUAUCAAGAACCAAAGCUGUGGAUCCGAAUGCUGCUGAAAUUGCCGCGAAAAAUUGGACGCGCCUAGAGGAAGAAUACCUGGGGCACAUUGCCAACUUUUGCUUCUCAAAACAAGACUUCAUGGCGGCGGUGCGGACACCAUGGGCUCCAUUGCACACCUAUACACUCCAGCAUGUUUGGAUGUACGGCCUUUUCCAAAUCAUCAUCGAGGAGCUGCGCAGUCAUCUUCGCUUGAAGCCGCAGCCCCCAAAUUUCGAUGGUCGUGAAGGUCAGGGGCCCGGCUAUCGAAAAGUGAAGCCGUCGAUAAUGCGAGAGUUCCGUGAACUACGCCAUCUGUACGUCGAAGACCAGAAUAAGCUCUUUUGGCCGGAAGAGAUAGGAAGAGCGGUGUAUGUACUCGACGCCAGGCUACCACAAGUCCGUCAACUAAUCGAACUGGCCAUCGCCCUCCACCCAGUCCGCGAAUCGAUCGAUAAAGACUUCCGGCCGACCUGGGAUUUAGAGGAGAAGAUUCGGAAAGCUCUAAAAGAAUCGGCUAACGAGUCCCUGGCGGGCGGUUUUCAUCAUGACUACCAAUUCGAGGAGUACGACUACGAGGGGUCUGGAUGGCUUGGGGGUGGGGCU
Mesorhabditis spiculigera is the source of this 1404-nucleotide messenger RNA. NCBI's taxonomy places the organism in Eukaryota, Metazoa, Nematoda, Chromadorea, Rhabditida, Rhabditidae. The record is from the annotation of a GenBank genome assembly.